Molecule: messenger RNA, 1137 nt
Organism: Symbiodinium sp. CCMP2592
Lineage: Eukaryota; Dinophyceae; Suessiales; Symbiodiniaceae
Source: the annotation of a GenBank genome assembly
AUGAACGCUGGGGAUGUGGUGUACGUCUUGUAUCAUGGUGAUCCUGGCGUCUGGCACACGAGACUCCUGGCGUCAGACCUCGGACAGGAUGAGUGGAUGAUCAUCACUCCUGACCGGGACAUUUACCCGGAAGUAUACUCGCCUGCCAAUGUGGACAUUCAUCGCUUCUACCAUGCUCCUGAUGGCCGGUUGCCUCGACAGGUUCCGGCUGGCCAGGUGUAUGCUUUUGCACCGUUGGAUCCCCGACAGUUCGGCGAUCUUCUACGUCUCGGUAGGCAAGAAGCUGCGGCCGAACUUGCUAGACGUGGUGGUCCGGUGAUGGCUGCAGCUCUCGCUGGCCAAGGCAAUCCUCCGGCUCCGGUAGCGGCUGGGGGCGUUCCUCAGGGGGCUGCUCCAGUGAUUCCUGGUGGCCCAACGACCUGGGUAGCCUUGGAGGAUGUGGGAACGCACAAGCGGGGAGAUGUCAUCGCAGUGGACCCAGGGCCACUCCCGCCUGGACAUGUCGUUCUAGGAAACCGUGCCUUGGUGCCUGUGGGCCUUGAGGUUAUGGCUGUCAUCAAGACCACCCCUGACGGAGUGGCGGCGGUCAAGUUCGAGGACGUUCGCAUCCUCCCGGUGCAGUUCGAUGCUCAGGGGAUUCGCCGGCGAGAGUUUAACUUGGCCGUUUCCCAGCUUCAUGACACAGUGCCUCAGGGAGGUGGGCUGCAGCUUCAGGGUCCGUCUACGUUCCUGAACAUUGCCAAGAUGAUGAGAGACCAGAACUUCACGCCCACCACCUUCCAUGAGUACUGGGUUAGGUCAUCAGAGGUGGCACGCGGAGAUCGUUCCGUGUACGAGCACGAAUGCCUGUCAAGGGUUAUCGAGGCCAUGUUAGGGAUGCAGGUCAUCAGGGAAGCUCAUCGUAUCUCGCCGUCGGCCCCGGACUACUCAGCAGCAGACAUCAUGAUGGGAUGGCGCUUUCGCCGUGCCGGUCAAGGCGUUGAUUCUGGUUUGGCGGGCUACGUCGCCUCCGAGCUCAAGAAUGAGGCUGCCAUCGCGAAAGAGGCCAGGAAGGCCAAAGAAGAAGCGGAUCUUCGCCGCCGCAACCCCCGUAAAACUGGCAAAGCCGGCGAGGGGGGCGGUGGCCAGGGGCAAUGA